Molecule: messenger RNA, 1581 nt
Organism: Hyposmocoma kahamanoa
Lineage: Eukaryota; Metazoa; Arthropoda; Insecta; Lepidoptera; Cosmopterigidae
Gene: sim
Product: single-minded homolog 2
Exons: 7
Coding region: 32-1447 (471 amino acids)
Biological process (GO): regulation of transcription by RNA polymerase II
Cellular component (GO): nucleus; transcription regulator complex; cytoplasm
Molecular function (GO): DNA-binding transcription factor activity, RNA polymerase II-specific; protein dimerization activity; RNA polymerase II transcription regulatory region sequence-specific DNA binding
Source: RefSeq, a predicted model, not a curated record
GCGGCCGCAUACCCUCGACGCGGCGGCCAUCAUGAAAGAGAAGAGCAAGAAUGCAGCGCGCUCAAGACGCGAGAAGGAGAACGCUGAAUUUCUAGAACUAGCCAAACUGCUGCCACUACCAUCUGCUAUCACAUCACAGUUGGAUAAAGCUUCUGUUAUCCGGUUAACUACUAGUUACUUGAAGAUGCGACAGGUCUUUCCAGACGGUCUAGGAGACGCGUGGGGCGCAGCGCCCCCUCCACCCCAGCCUCGUGAGCUAUCAAUACGAGAGCUGGGCUCUCAUCUACUCCAGACGUUAGACGGAUUCAUCUUCGUCGUUGCCCCUGAUGGAAAGAUUAUGUACAUCAGCGAGACCGCGUCUGUACACCUUGGACUUAGUCAAGUGGAGCUGACAGGGAAUUCAAUUUAUGAAUACAUACACCAGUCAGAUCACGAAGAAAUGAAUGCGGUUCUCAGCCUACAACACCCACAUUCAUAUCUAGGACACCAAUAUCCCACCAUUGGGUAUCCAGUGGGUGGCACGUGGGGCCCAACGGUGGACAUAGAGUGUGAACGAGCCUUCUUUAUCAGAAUGAAGUGUGUUCUUGCCAAGAGAAAUGCUGGACUCACCACUUCUGGUUACAAGGUAGGAGUGGCGACGUUGACGGGGUAUGAGCCUCAAGAUCUAAUCGAAAAGACUCUGUACCACUACAUCCACGGGACUGAUGUACUGCAUAUGAGAUAUUCACAUUGCACAUUAUUAACCAAAGGGCAAGUUACCUCUCGGUAUUACCGCUUUCUGACCAAAUCCGGUGGCUGGGUGUGGAUGCAGAGCUAUGCCACAAUUGUCCAUAACUCGCGUUCCAGUCGACCGCACUGCAUUGUCGCCGUCAAUUACGUACUCAGCGACAUAGAAGAGAAGCACCAGAUCCUUAACAUCGAGCAAUGCGCACCAAAGCACGACGCGCCCACGCCGUCGCACAUCACCACGCCCACCAUCCCCCACGUACGACAUCCCGAGAAGAUCACCAACGACGACUAUAGCGCGGAUUCCUACAACUACCCGGAAUACAACAUGCCUGGCCUUUCCUCCGUACCUUCGUACGUAGGAGAAGACUUCGACCACCAGAACGGAUACCACGAGUUGUUUUACAACGAAAACUACCCUGAACAAGAAGUGUUAGCUAAUAACUACUAUCCUCAAAACCAGAGGCCUUUCUCGGCCAGCUCCAGUUCGUGUAGCUCCAUCGAAAGUUCAGAGGUAAACCAACAGUAUAACUAUACCAAUUUAAUAUCUUUUUACGGGCAUAAUGGCCAACAGAAUGGUAGGGUAGAAAAUUUUCAGGGUAACUUUGGUAAGGUGACACCGAGCCCCAAUAUACAGGAAGGGGGUUACACUAGUGUUAUUGUAGAUAACACGCAGCAAUUUCAUCAUCACGGCGGCAGUGUCAAUGAGUUUGUACACUGAUAGAUGAAGAACGAGAGCUAAACAGAAGCUCUGGAAAUCGAAAAAUAUUGAAACUUCCUAACAAAAUUCAAAAAGUGUCGAAAAAUCUGGAACCUUCCUUACAAAAUUCAAAAAGUCGUCGAAAAAUCUUGAAC